This is a messenger RNA of Otolemur garnettii (small-eared galago), 1485 nucleotides long. Its product is annotated as histone H3.3-like. Lineage: Eukaryota; Metazoa; Chordata; Mammalia; Primates; Galagidae. The transcript has a single exon. Bases 1030 to 1440 code for a protein of 136 amino acids. The record is from RefSeq and is a predicted model, not a curated record. Gene Ontology annotation, cellular component: nucleosome. Gene Ontology annotation, molecular function: protein heterodimerization activity; structural constituent of chromatin; DNA binding.
AGAAAAAUAUAAAAGCCAGUAAUAUGAUAAUCUUGGUUUGUAACUCAAGUUUUUAUUUUCUAUAGGAUUUAAAAGUUCAAUGCAUAAAUAUCAUAAAUCUAUGUACAUGGUAUAAAGAUACAAUUUGUGAUAUCAAUAACGUAACAGAGCUGAAAAGGGGUCGGGUUUUGUGUGGAAUUGAAGUUAAGCUGGUAUCACCUCAGAAGAGAUUGUUAUAAUAUUAGGAUGUUAUACGCAAUCCCUAUCAUAACCACAAAGAAAGUAUCUACAGAAUAUACACAUAAGCACACAAGAAGGGACAAAAAAAUCAACGAAACACAAAAGCAGUAACGGAGAAAAUGGAAAACAAAAAAAGAAAGUGUAAGACAUGUACCAAAAAAGUAACAAAUGGCAAAAGUCAGUCCUUUCCUAUUAGUAAUUAUUUUAAGUGUAAAUGGAUUAAUCUACCCAAUUUAAAAAAAGCAUAGCGUGGCAGAAUGAAUUAAAAAUAAAAUUAGAAUUCAAUUAUGCUUUCUGCAGGACACUCAACGUUAGAUAAAGGCUAGACUAUGAAAUAGUAUUAGCCAAAAUAGACUUUAAGUCAAAAACAGUUACAAAGGACAUCGUAUAAUGAUAGUCAACUCACCAAAAAGAUAUAACAAUUGUAAACAGAUAUGCAUAAAACAUCAGAACGCUAAACUACGAAAAGUAAACAUUGAUGGAAUUGAAGAGAGAAAUAGCUGUAUAAUGAUAGCAGGAGGACUCAAUACCCCACUUUCAUUAAUGAAUAAAACGAAGAUCAGCAGGGGAAGAAGAUUUAAACAUCACCAACUGGACUUAACAGACAUAUAAAGAAUACUUCACCCAACGAAUGCAGAGUCCAUAUUCCUCAAGCGCACGCAAAACGUUCUCCAGGGAGCGCGGAGCGGUUUGGUCGGUCGUUGGGGAAGCAUCUUUCCUCUGCUCGGCGACUGCGGCUCUUCAUUGGGCACCAGAAGCGGCUCGGUGCUUUGAGAAGUGGCCUAAAACUUCGGCCUUGGGCAAAAGAAAAUGGCUCGAACCAAGCAGACGGCUCGUAAAUCCACUGGUGGGAAAGCCCCCCGCCAACAGCUGGCCACCAAAGCUGCCCGGAAGAGCACUCCCUGUACCCGCGGGAUGAAGAAGCCUCGUCGCUACAGGCCCGGCACCGUGGCGCUCAGACAGAUUCGUCGUUAUCAGAAAUCCACCGAGCUGCUCAUCGGGAAGCUGCCUUUCCAGAGGCUGGUGAGGGAGAUCGCCCAGGAUUUCAAAACCGACUUGAGGUUUCAGAGUGCAGCCAUUGGUGCGCUGCAGGAGGCGAGUGAGGCGUACCUGGUGGGUCUGUUUGAAGAUACCAACCUGUGUGCCAUCCACGCGAAGAGGGUCACCAUCAUGCCCAGGGACAUCCAGCUGGCUCGCCGGAUACGGGGAGAGAGAUCUUAAGUCAAGGCAGUUUUUAUGGCGUUUUGUAGUAAAUUCUGUAAAAUA